This is a messenger RNA of Ipomoea triloba (trilobed morning glory), 1263 nucleotides long. RefSeq lists its product as uncharacterized. The transcript has 3 exons. The record is from RefSeq and is a predicted model, not a curated record. Lineage: Eukaryota; Viridiplantae; Streptophyta; Magnoliopsida; Solanales; Convolvulaceae. The coding region runs from base 1 to 1263 and encodes 420 amino acids.
AUGGAAUCACUUCGUGCGGGAAAAUUGUUCAUUGAUCUUCACAAUGAUCGCCCGAAGACGUACGUGGAAGCCAUUCAGAGGGCCAGCCGACAGGCAGACACUGAGGAGGCGAUAAGGCAAAAGAGGCAGCGAGAGGCUGCCGGGUCGAGCUCUAAGAAACCUCGACCUGAGUCACGAAGUCGGACUGAACCUGAACGUACCAGUCGCCCUGAGGCGCGAUGGGGCCCCGAGAGAAUGGGCGCACCUCCUCAUCGACCUACCAUGGCCCAGCCUGUCCAAGAGGUGAAAGAUUCCCUACCUCCCCCCUCCGCCGCUGAAACCCGGAGACCAACCCGAGGUCUUACCUCCGGGGGGGACGUCCUCCAAAAGGGUGCACCGCCCCCACCCAACCAGUGGAGACGGUACUCACGACCCGAGAAGUCAGAGCCACGAUCCGACCGAGGAAAACAGCCCGCCUCUGAGGAAGAGGAGGCCAACUGGAAACACAAGCCCGUCAUCAAUAUGAUUGUGGGUGGACCAGAAGGUGGAGAUUCGUCAAGCUCUCGCAAAGCUUGGGCUCGGCAACUAUAUGUAGGGACCAUCUACGGACGGGAUGAUAGCCUGAAAAAGGUAUGUCGAGGACCCAUUUUAUUCACAGAUGAGGACCUACCCCAGAGCAAACAUCCUCACCGGGAUGCCUUGGUUAUCGCUAUGGAUGUUCAUGGCACGGUGGUCCGAAGAGUUCUGGUAGACACGAGAAGUAGCAUAAAUGUCCUCUACCUAGAGGUAUUUGAAAGUUUCACUGGGGACUCGGUCGAGUCGGAAGGAUCCAUUCGCCUACCAGUCGAGAUCGGUACGUAUCCGAAUCUCCGAAGUAUAGAAAUGGAAUUUGUCGUAGUAGACUUAUCCUGUUCUCACAACAUGAUCUUGGGCCGACCUGGCCUGGAGGAUCUAGGAGCUCUUAUUUCCCUUGAGCACCUUUGUUUGAAGUUCCAAACCCCAAAUGGAAUAGGGGUCGCACGUUGUGAUCAAAAGGCGGCUCGGGAUUGUUAUUUACAAUCUUGCCGACAAAUCGGCAAGAAGGAUAUGAGGGUUCACCCCAUUACAAGCCGGACAGAACAUCUUAAAUCCCUCGAUCGACCGAAACCAGCAGUCGAGCUGGAAGAAGUAGAGACUGACCCUUCACACCCUGAAAGACGGGUAAAGAUUGGAAUCGGCUUGACUGAGAAAGUCAAGCAGGAGAUAAUUCAGGAAUUACAGAAAUAUCAGAAGGUGUUCACCUGA